AAAAAAAAAGAAAAAAAAGAUACUCGAUGUAACGUAAUUUCCACUUUACCCAGUUUUAUCACCAUAAAUUACAGAGAUUUCCUAUGUAUCAGUGAGUUUCUGUUGGAAAAGCUUUUUAUAAAAUAAGUUUGGUAUUGAAAGAAAAUAGAAGAAAAAGAGAGAUUUUGCCAUGGCUACAGAAACUGAGUGUUGCAAGACUUCAGGACCAGGGUAUGGUUCUCCAUUGGAAGCCAUGUCUGGUCCUAGAGAAGCUCUUAUUUAUGUUACUUGUGUUUAUACUGGAACUGGAAGAGAGAAGCCUGAUUACCUUGCAACAGUUGAUGUUGAUCCAAAUUCACCUACUUAUUCUAAAAUUAUAAACAGGCUACCUGUGCCAUAUUUUGGUGAUGAACUACACCACUCAGGAUGGAAUGCAUGCAGCUCUUGUCAUGGAGAUCCAUCUGCAGAUCGACGAUUUCUGAUCCUGCCUUCAUUGAUAUCUGGUCGUAUCUAUGUGGUUGACACAAAGAAGAAUCCCAAGGCUCCCUCAUUGCAUAAAGUGGUGCAGCCUGAGGAUAUCGUUAAGAAGACAGGCCUAGCAUAUCCGCACACAUCUCACUGCCUAGCCUCUGGAGAUAUAAUGGUGUCAUGUCUCGGGGACAAAGAUGGAAAUGCUGAAGGAAAUGGAUUUCUUCUCCUUGAUUCUGAAUUUAAUGUGAAAGGAAGGUGGGAGAAACCAGGGCAUAGUCCGCUGUUUGGCUAUGACUUUUGGUACCAACCUCUACAUAAAACAAUGAUCAGCUCAUCAUGGGGUGCUCCUGCAGCCUUCACCAAAGGUUUCAACCUUCAGCAUGUCACAGAUGGUCUGUAUGGGAGACAUCUGUAUGUGUAUAGCUGGCCUGAUGGUGAAUUGAAACAAACAUUGGAUCUCGGUGACACUGGUCUCAUACCAUUAGAGAUAAGAUUCCUGCAUGAUCCCUCUAAAGAUACAGGGUAUGUUGGGUGUGCGUUGACAAGUAACAUGGUGCGGUUUUUCAAAACCCAAGAUGGAUCAUGGAGCCAUGAGGUGGCAAUCUCAGUGAAAUCAUUGAAGGUGCAAAACUGGAUUCUUCCUGAAAUGCCUGGACUUAUAACCGACUUUCUAAUCUCUCUUGAUGAUCGUUUUCUGUAUUUUGUCAACUGGCUUCAUGGAGAUGUCCGACAAUAUAAUAUUGAGGACCCUAAAUAUCCAGUCUUGGCUGGCCAAGUGUGGGUUGGAGGACUGAUUCAAAAUGGAAGCCCUAUACUGGCAGUGACAGAAGAUGGUAAAACGUGGCAAUCCAAUGUUCCUGAGAUCCAGGGACACCGUCUCAGAGGGGGACCCCAGAUGAUCCAAUUGAGCUUAGAUGGGAAGAGGCUAUAUGUAACGAACUCACUGUUCAGCACAUGGGAUCGCCAAUUCUAUCCUGAUCUUGUGGAGAAGGGUUCCCACAUGUUACAAAUUGAUGUUGACACUGAGAAAGGUGGUCUUAAAAUAAACCCGAACUUUUUUGUUGACUUUGGAGCUGAACCUGAUGGCCCUUCUCUGGCUCAUGAGAUGAGAUAUCCAGGUGGUGACUGCACUUCAGAUAUUUGGAUUUAAGCACCCUGAACUAAUUUAGCAGUGAAGAAUCAUCCUUUAUUGUAGUAGGACAAAAAAAAAAAAAAUCAACGCAAUUCCAGUUACAAUGUGUUGAGGCAGGAUCAUCUGGAAAGAUAUAAUGUAUGUAUAAACUGUAGAUCAGCACGUCUAUGUAAAAUUAUAACCAGCUGAAAGUAGUCAAUAAAGAGUCCAAAUUGCAUUGUCUGAGCUAA
Durio zibethinus is the source of this 1812-nucleotide messenger RNA. Its product is annotated as selenium-binding protein 1-like. Lineage: Eukaryota; Viridiplantae; Streptophyta; Magnoliopsida; Malvales; Malvaceae. The record is from RefSeq and is a predicted model, not a curated record. Gene Ontology annotation, molecular function: protein binding; selenium binding.